AGUUCUGAAAAAGUGACAACAUGGCAAAUGCAGAGAGCGUGUCCGCAACUUUAGACACCAACAGGAACUGCACAAUAGAGAUCAACAACAUGAGUGACGUCUACAGCCUCAUCAACCCACAUGUCUACACGUACAGUGGGUACUGCUGUGAUCCUCCUCAGCCCACAAUCAGCUCCAACAAGAUUGACGUCUGCGCAUUCACGAAGACUGCAAACACUGCCUGCGGGGCCGUAGGUGUCUUGACCUAUGACCUCUUCCACACGAAGAACCAGGAGUGCACUGAACGCAUGGCUAUUAUGUUCUCCGUUCCCUACGACUACAACCUCUACAGUAACUACUUUGGAAUUGGUGGGUUUAAGAUGGAUCAUGAGUGCAAUGAAGCCUUGUACAACCACAUGUAUUACGGAAACGACUCCAACUUUAUCCGUGCGAUUGCAGAUGUGGCUGGAAUCACCUACAAGACAUCGAGAGUUGAAAUAAGAGCAACUAUGUCAAAUGUGGGCAAAGCUAUUAUUAAACUAGAGAUCCAUGACAAGCUGAAUCAUGAAUGGCGCCGAUCCCGAGGCUCUCGCCUUCUCCUGGGCGUAAAGAGAACAAGGGUGAGUAGUUUGAAGGAUGGAGUUCGAUACCUGGGCUUUCUGUACGCCUGGCUGCCAGCUCAGCUCCGCCCGUCGGAUGGCAAUGCAGAGGGACACUGA
Messenger RNA from Misgurnus anguillicaudatus (oriental weatherfish), 698 nucleotides. The record is from RefSeq and is a predicted model, not a curated record. NCBI's taxonomy places the organism in Eukaryota, Metazoa, Chordata, Actinopteri, Cypriniformes, Cobitidae.